Messenger RNA from Rhipicephalus sanguineus (brown dog tick), 1867 nucleotides. RefSeq lists its product as uncharacterized. Gene Ontology annotation, cellular component: membrane. Gene Ontology annotation, molecular function: nucleic acid binding; zinc ion binding; pore-forming activity. Gene Ontology annotation, biological process: defense response to Gram-negative bacterium; killing of cells of another organism. NCBI's taxonomy places the organism in Eukaryota, Metazoa, Arthropoda, Arachnida, Ixodida, Ixodidae. The record is from RefSeq and is a predicted model, not a curated record. Bases 141 to 1751 code for a protein of 536 amino acids. The transcript has 3 exons.
UCAUCAACGUCUCCGUCCUUUCGUGACGGCAGCUAGGCUGCCUCCGCUAUGCUACAGUGGCGACGAGCAAAGAAAACACCCACGCGGUCAAGCAGGAACCCGAAGUUAAGCAUCCAGUGGCAACCGUACUGCUGACAACGAUGGCCUCCUAUAUGCUUCCCAGCUUCGACGACGCCACAGAUAAGUGGAAACCUUACCUCAUCAAAGUGGAGGCGUAUUUUGAAGCGAAUGCUAUUUCGGAUUCCGCUAAGAAGAGGGCACUUCUAGUAGCUGCACUUAGCACCUCGACGAUCCAAAUCCUGAUGGGGAAAAUAGCACCUGCAAAGCCCAAUGCCUUAAGAUAUGAUGAAGUAGUCAAGGUGUUAAAUGACCACUACGACCCAAGGCGCAACGAAAUUGCUGAAAGCUUCCAGUUUUUCAACCGCUGUCAGCAGGAGGGAGAAACCAUUCAGGAUUUCGUCGUCUCAAUCCGACGCAUUGCAGACAAUUGCAAUUUCGGAGAUUCUCUGAACAGGCUACUUAGAGACCGAAUUGUCUGUGGUGUGCGUUCGGGUGCUGUGCAGAAGCAACUUCUGGCAAAGAAAGAUUUAACUCUGGAGGAAGCCGAGUCGAUAGCAGUAGCCGCGGAAACUGCCGAAAAAGGCGCCAGGACAAUGUCUGUAGACGUACCGCCUGUUCUUAAAGUGGAAGCGCGUCGCAAACUGCCAUCGCGAUCAAGCAUGGAGCGCUCAGAGCGAUUGGAGUGUGGAAGGUGUGGCAGUUCUAGACAUGAUGGCAACAGCUGCAGAUGGAAGAAUGCACGAUGUUACGCUUGCGGCCUGAGGGGUCACCUCGCUAAAAUGUGUCGCAGCCGCAUUGGCAAAGAUGUUGCCGCCCCUCGGCGACUACCUCACGCGAAAGCUUUGGCGGUAGAAGAGGCUUCUUCAGAAGAGGACAGCAGUGGUAGUGCUCAAAUUUGGACGUUAGCGUCAGCACGAAAGAAUUCUCUUGCGCCGCCAAUAAGACGAACGUUCAGUUGGGGAGGCGUGAACGUGUCCAUGGAAGUCGAUACAGGUUCACCGGUUUGCGUCAUAUCACGGCAGCUUUUCGAAAAGCACCGCAAAUGCUGGCCAAAGUUGAAGCCUUCACACGUAAAGUUAUCAUGCUACAGUGGAAGGUUGCCGGUGAUGGGUGAACUGCAACUUUGUGUCAGAUACCGCGAUACUUCUGUUGACUGUUCCCUUGUGGUUCUAGACUGCCCCGGACCAAGCUUGUGCGGCCGAGACCUACUAAUCCUCCUGGAACAAGCUGGCGCUCCGGUAGUGAGAGUCGCACACGAAGACGAGGCGACGGCUAUUCGAGCGAAGCACCACAGCGUCAACGCCCUACGCCACACCUACGAGGAUGUUUUUUCGGAAACCUUGGGCUUGAUCAAAGGACCACCAGCCAGCCUCCUGCUGAAGGACGACGCGGUCCCCAAAUUCUGUCGAGAGUUCGUCCUGGUUACCGACCACCAGCCACUUCUGGGACUGCUGAGACCCGACCGCCAGACGCCUGCAAUGGCCGCAGCUCGCAUCCAACGGUGGGCCCUCUACCAUGGAGGUUACCGUUACAAGCUUGAAUAUGCCCCAGGAAGGCAGCUACUGAAUGCGGAUGCUCUGAGCAGACUGCCGCUGCGGUGCCAAGAUGCCGCCACGGAACCUGAACCCGAAGAUCAAAUGGAGCGGCCGAGAGGGCAGUCAGGACAAUCAAGGACGGUCUUCGGAAGAUGAAAGGCGGGAAGCUCGAGCAUAACCUUAUGCGUUUGCUGCUCAAUUACAGAAGGACCCCACAGAAAGCCGGACUAUCGCCAUCGGAAAUGCUGCUGGGUUACCAGAUACGGUCACGC